UGUUAAUUUCUGUCAUAUUUCUGUCAUAUUUGAAGUUUUUCGUGACCUUUUUCGUGCAAUAAAACGCGACCAACCACUCGGCGCCCGGAAGGAAACACAUCUGGAAGUCUGGAGACGACAUGAGUGGAAUUCAUCUAUGAUUAUCAUAUAAUCCAAAGUAUUUUGCGCCUGCAAGCUACGGGUGGAUUUGUAAGGUUACUUGAGUACUUUUCAGACUCCAACUAUGAGUUCAAGCAUUAGAGCGAACCGUGGAAAUAAAGCUGUCUCAGAAGCUUUGAAAGAACCGGAACCAGGUUAUGUUGGAUUUGCUAAUCUUCCUAACCAAGUGCAUCGCAAAUCUGUAAAGAAAGGUUUUGAGUUUACACUUAUGGUUGUUGGUGAGUGCUAUGUACUUUUGAUCUUAUAUGUUUGUUCAAAUGGCUUUUUAUUUGGGCCAUUUCAUGCACCAUUGCUUUUGGGUGUUGAAUCAAAGGAAGUGAUCACAUGGUGACAAUUUUAUCUGCUUUUUGCCAUAAAAAGUUUUCAAUUGUAUGAAUGGUGUAUGUAGUACAGUGUAGUACUACGUAAUGUCAUGUGAACUGAAAGAAAAGCUAUUUCAAGUGGUUUCCAGGAUGGGAAGGGGGGUACUGCCAGAAAAAUUGGGUGGGGGUGUGUGGCCCGCUUCCCAAAACCCUUACCCAACAUGUAUUUCUGGCAAAAAUCUGCAAUAUUC
This is a messenger RNA of Orbicella faveolata, 712 nucleotides long. Its product is annotated as septin-2-like. Lineage: Eukaryota; Metazoa; Cnidaria; Anthozoa; Scleractinia; Merulinidae. Gene Ontology annotation, molecular function: GTP binding. The record is from RefSeq and is a predicted model, not a curated record.